UAUUUUUCAGCCCAACGUGCGGAAUCUUCUUCGUGGGCAGCGCCGCCGCCCCCAAUCCCAAAAUCGCUCGUCUCCUUCCCCAUCUCACUCUCACAACCUCCCGCCGUCUCGCCGUCUCGCCGUCGAUCAGUCCCCAGCAUGUUGCCCAAGUGCUAGCCGCCUUGCCCACUAUUAAUAUCGCAGGAAUCAUGUCCUUCGCCGGGGUAUCCGUCGUUGCUGAUGGCAAGCUGCUGCAGCCGUCCGCGGAGUCGGCCAUGGUCUACUCCGGCACGGCCAGCGGCAGGCUUGUGGUCGAAGGCUACUCCCGCGUCAAACACCUUCCCAAUAAACGAAGAAUCAUGGGCCACUCUUUCACUUUCAGAGCCGGAGGAUACCAAUGGGCUCUGAUGCUAUUUCCCCAUGGCUGCGUAGGGGAUGGCAGUUCCAUGUGCGUUUAUCUUUUCCUUGACCAGCAUGUCGCACAGCCAGUGAAGGUGAAUCUCCAGUUUAGUUUCAUGGGUGGGGUUGACAAGCAAGAGCCUGCAGUCAAAACAUGUGACUUCACUAACAGCAACCGUGUCUUGGGUGAACAUCAUUUCAUACAAAGAAAGGAUCUUGAGCAGUCAGGGCAUCUCAAACAAGAUUGUCUCAUCAUCCGGUGCGAUUUUACCAUCGUUGAAGCUGCUGCUGCUGAUGCUCCAUUCGUUAAGGUGCCGCUGCCGCCAUCUAAUAUUUGUGAGCAUCUGAACCAUCUCUUCGUCACGAAAGUUGGCGCCGACGUGAUGUUCAAGGUCGGUGACGAGGAGUUCGCGGCUCACCGAUGUGUGCUUGCGGCCCGUUCUGUUGUCUUUAUGGCGGAGCUCUUCGGCCCCAUGAUGGAAGGCACUACAACCGGUGUCAUACAAAUACAAGACAUGGAACCAAACGUGUUCGAUGCCUUGCUUCGUUUCAUCUACACCGACUCAAUGCCCGAGAUGAUGAAGGUGGGAGGAGAAGCGACAACUGAGGUUACGGGGCUGCGACAAUUGCUUGCUGCGGCGGACAGGUAUGAUCUCCAAAGGCUCAAGUUGAUGUACGAAGAGAGGCCGUGCGGGCUUAUAGAUGUGAGCUCGGUGGCGGCCAUCAUUGGUGUGGCUGCACAACACUAUUGCUGCGGACUGAAGGAGGCCUGCCUGGAGUUCCUCAAAGUCCAGUCCGCUGUAGACUUGCGAGGAGUCAUGGCGACCAGUGAGUGGGAGCACGUUGCUGCAACAGAGAUCUCUCUGUUGUGA
Messenger RNA from Triticum aestivum (bread wheat), 1250 nucleotides. Its product is annotated as BTB/POZ and MATH domain-containing protein 3-like. The transcript is spliced from 2 exons. Gene Ontology annotation, molecular function: protein binding. The record is from RefSeq and is a predicted model, not a curated record. Bases 189 to 1250 code for a protein of 353 amino acids. Gene Ontology annotation, biological process: protein ubiquitination. NCBI's taxonomy places the organism in Eukaryota, Viridiplantae, Streptophyta, Magnoliopsida, Poales, Poaceae.